ACUUGUCCCGAUUAAGUGAGACAGUGUACAUUUAUAAGAUUUUAUAUUGCUAAUAUGUGAUAUUAGUUAUAAAAAUAGUGCAAUUAUAUGUUCUAAAAUAUUGGCUAUUAUUAAAACCUCAAAUAUUUUUCUAAAAACUAAGUAAAAAGUAAAUUAUAAUAAAAAGCUGAGAUAAUGAAGCAUAAACAAAAUUCCAAAGUGAUAAAAACUCAAUCAUCAAAUUCAACCAAAGAAAAAAAGUGUUGUGUUCCAAAAUGAAUAAUAAAAUAGAGAAAAAAAAGUUAAAAGGAUUAAGUAUUUAUAAUUCGUCAAAUAUAGAAAAAACUCUAAAAGCAAUGGAAGACACAGAGUUGUCCUUGAGAAAAGCAGCUGCUGUUUAUGGAGUACCGAUUGCUACCCUUGCUAAAUGAAAAAGUAUUAGUCCUGAGAAGGCAAAAAUUAGAACUGGCCCGGUGACAGUGUUAUCUUUAAAAGAAGAGGAUGUUAUUGUUCAGUGGGUUUUGUACAGAGCAGUAAUAGGGUCACCUGUGACAAAAACUGAAUUAUUGAAGAUGUAUAACAAUCCGUUACUGUCUUAGACAGUAUCAUUUUAAUGGGAUAAACUGUGAACAAAAUAAUUUAAUGAAUGAUGGACAACUUUUUACGGUUAUACAUGAAUCUAGUCAAGUUAGUCUUCAAGAAUCAUCAAUUGAUAGCAAUAACGUAAUACGGAGCACUUCUAAAGACUUCAGUGAACACAGCCUAAUUGAUCUAACUAUCUCUACUGAUGAUACAAAUUUAGAUAUAUCUGCACAGCCCAGAGAGAUUAUAACAGAGCUCACAAAUAUUCAUUCUACAAAUCCUAUAAACAACAAAGUUCAUCAAUUAGAACUUAUGAUAGAAAAUUCAGAUCCUAUGCUUGCAAUGAUUGACAAAUAUCGUUCUAUUCACAAGAUUUUAUCAAUAACUGUUGAUAAAGAUAAAUGUUCCGAAAAACCUCCGAAAGAAAUAUUCACUUUGCCAUUGAAUUAUUUACCGAAGAAAAAAACAAUAAAAAUUGAAAAAACAGGCAAGUCAAAGUUAUCAUUUGUGGACACCUCUGAUGAAUGGUACAAACAAAAGUUAAAAAAAGAAAAGUUAAAAAACAUGAAAGAGGAAAAAUUUAACAAUAAAAAAAUAUUAAAAGAAGAAAACAAAAUUAAUGGCUCAAGAAUGUUCAACCUACCUUGA
This is a messenger RNA of Cotesia glomerata, 1209 nucleotides long. RefSeq lists its product as uncharacterized. The transcript is spliced from 5 exons. Bases 622 to 1209 code for a protein of 195 amino acids. The record is from RefSeq and is a predicted model, not a curated record. Lineage: Eukaryota; Metazoa; Arthropoda; Insecta; Hymenoptera; Braconidae.